Messenger RNA from Kazachstania africana CBS 2517, 3456 nucleotides. It is a transcript of the gene KIP1, whose product is annotated as Kip1p. Lineage: Eukaryota; Fungi; Ascomycota; Saccharomycetes; Saccharomycetales; Saccharomycetaceae. Gene Ontology annotation, molecular function: plus-end-directed microtubule motor activity; microtubule binding; ATP binding. Gene Ontology annotation, biological process: microtubule-based movement; mitotic spindle assembly. Bases 1 to 3456 code for a protein of 1151 amino acids. The transcript has a single exon. The record is from RefSeq and is a predicted model, not a curated record. Gene Ontology annotation, cellular component: nucleus; spindle microtubule.
AUGCUGCAUUUUGAGCGAUCCACAAGUGCAUCUGCUGCACGUUCAAAGAGAACCCUGUCGACGGAGAUGAGAAGACGUACAAUUGCGGAUAGUACGGUCAGAAGAUCUAGGACUACUUCAGCUUUGAGCAACUCGCACCCAGAUUCUCCAGAUUUUGAGAGUGAGUUGGGUUCCAAUAUACAAGUCUACGUACGUUGUAGAUCAAGAAAUCAAAGGGAAAUCGAAGAAAAGAGUAGUGUGGUUAUUUCGACUAUGGGUGCUCAAGGUAAAGAAGUUGUUCUAUCUGAUCCUUCUUCAGUAUUGUCUCACACCAAGAAAACUUACAUCUUCGACCAAGUAUUUGGAGUAGAAAGCGAUCAGGAAGUGGUUUUCAAUGCUACUGCGCAGAAUUACAUCCAUGAAAUGUUGCAAGGUUAUAAUUGUACUAUUUUUGCUUAUGGGCAAACAGGUACAGGUAAAACUUACACAAUGUCUGGUGACAUAAACAUACUUGGUGAUUUAGAAUCUCAAGAUAAAAUUCUCCUAGGAGAGCAUGCCGGUAUCAUUCCCAGAGUUUUAGUUAACUUGUUCCAAUAUUUAACGCGAGAAUCAACUGAAUAUUCUGUGAAGAUAUCAUUCUUAGAAUUAUAUAAUGAAAGAUUAAAAGAUUUGUUAUCACAAUCAAAGGAAACUGAAGAAUCUAUUAGAAUAUUUGAUAACCAUAUACCUAGUGGUAAUAGUAAGAUACAAAAGUCUUCAAGAAAUAAUACAUAUUCUUCAAUUAUGGUUAAGGGUAUGGAAGAGAUAUACAUAAAGUCAGCACAUGAAGGAUUACAACUGUUGACAGAAGGUUCAUUGAAGAGGAAAGUUGCGUCUACUAAAUGUAAUGAUUUAUCUUCCAGAUCUCAUACAAUUUUCACUAUUACAACUAAUAUUACUAAGAUUGAUCCCGUAUCUGGGGAACAAUAUGUAAAGAUCGGAAAAUUGAACUUGGUGGAUUUAGCAGGUAGUGAAAAUAUUAGCCGUUCUGGGGCAGAAAAUAUGAGAGCGCAGGAGGCUGGUCUGAUUAAUAAAUCCUUGCUCACUUUGGGCCGUGUCAUUAAUGCAUUAGUUGAUCAUUCGCAGCAUAUCCCGUACAGAGAAUCCAAAUUAACAAGAUUAUUACAAGAUUCAUUAGGUGGUAAAACAAAAACUUGUAUUAUAGCAACCGUAUCUCCAGCUAAGAUAUCGAUGGAAGAGACUAUAAGCACGUUGGAAUACGCCACUCGUGCAAAAUCUAUUAAAAAUACGCCUCAAAUUAACCAAUCUAUGUCCAAAGAUGUUUGUAUAAAUGAAUAUGUCCAGGAGAUUGAAAGGUUAAGACAAGAAUUGAAAGCUUCGAGGCAGAAAGAUGGGGUAUAUAUAACACAGGAACAAUUCGAUUUGUAUGAAAGUAACGGUAUUCUUGUAGAUGAACAAAAAGCUAAGAUUGUUAAUAUGGAAGAACAGAUAAAAAAAUUCAAAGAGAAAUACGUGAACCAAACGGCAAUAAAUAAAGAACUUGAGACAAGUUUAAAAAAUUCUCAAGAAUUGUCGAAUGAUUUAUUGGAUAAGCAAGCCUCUCUUAUCAGCAUAUUUGGGGAAUAUCAAUCUAAUUUCAAGCUAUUUGAGACUGAAAUCAACACUAUACAUGAAAACAACCUAAAUCUUAUAGACCUCAUAUCUACUGAACGAAAUGAUUUGCAACUAAGUUCCCAAAAAUAUUAUGACUUCUUGGUAGAAACGUUUCGAACGAUAGAGAACCAAAUGAAAUUCAUCUUACAAUCACAGACAACUUUAUCAUCAUAUAAUAUCAAAUUUAAGGAAGUCAUUGGUGGAGUUUUCGAAGAGUUGGAAGACAAUACUAUUAACUUCAGGAAGAAAAUUUUAACGGAAACUCAGGAACUUGAUUUCAGCAGUACAAUACUAAGCAUUGAAGAGCUGGACAAUUGUCUCCAAGAGAAUAUAAGGGUAUUAACAACUCCUCAAAAAGAACAGAUGGAAAAAAUUUACUCUUCACAUACAGAUAUUAUAAAAGGACUUUACAAAAGUACUAUUGGAUCAUCUGAUGAUAUACGACACAGUAUGGAGCAGUUCCUUCAAGACUUGAAUCUCAAGACAAAUGAUGCACUAGUACUGGCUAAAACCCAAUACUUGAAGAAAAUUGAAGAGCUGAAGACUUUAGUCGACACUCAGAAAGAACAAAUUCUCUCUUUGGAAGGAAAACUCACAGAAGAGAGAGAAAAAAGCAUAAAGACUGAUGAAAAAAUAUUUGAACUAGAGCAGUAUUUCAAAAAUUAUGUAGAAAAAGAGAAGGAAUCGGUUUUCGAUAGUAUUUCAAUUGCUAUAUUAAGCGCAAAGAAAAAACAUGACCAAAUAGACAGUGGAGUUCUCAGCAAGUGUAGUUCGAUAAUAAGUGACACAUUAACACAAAUAAACAAUGUUAAUGAUAUGUCAUUGAAGUCCCUGGCUCAACAGAGCGUUAACUCUUCGAAAGCUUUAAUUACUCAGUUUCAGGAUGUUGCUGAUACCAUUGAUAAAACUUCAAAAACGACGGCAUUACAGUUAGACCAAACUAUCCAAGAUGUCCCAAUUUCAAAAUCGUUUACACUGUUCAAACAAAAAUUACUGAAGAGCUGUGGCGAAGAGGCUUCCAAAACAUUAUUAGAAAUUCUCGAAGAAUUUGAGCAGGGACAACGUGAGUCUCAGUUAGCCAUUUCUAAUUGUCAAAGUAUACAAUUGAGCAAGCUGAAGCAUAUUAUAAAGGAAGAUACAAACAUCACUCAUACAAGGCUAGAAGCCAUCAAGUCUUCAACAGAAGACCUAUGCAAAUACAUUUUACAGGGAUGCAAAGACAAUAUGAAUCAAAUUUCCACAACACAAACUGACAUCAUUCAAGAUCAUACUAACGGGCUAACUUCAAUAAUGAAUGCCUUAAAACCUUACCUCGAUAAGUCUGCUACAUUGCACGAUUGUCCCGAAACGAAAGUGGAUGCGAUAGCCAGUAGAAUGGUAGAUCUACCCAAGUUUAAGAAACCUCAUAACUAUUCUAUAUAUGAGGAUUUAAAACUUUCAAGUAGAGUUGAAAAUUCAACCUCUGAAGUUAAUGACGCAAUUCCAUUAGAAAACAGGUCUCCAUCUCAUGCAACGUAUCCUGCCAUUAGAUUUAAUCCAAGUACACCGGUACCUGUACCAGAUCAACCACUGCCGAAGGUUUUAAUCCCAAGGAGUAUUAAUUCAACAGCUAAAAGGAUACAUUCUUUCUCUCCCCCUUUGAAGUAUAAUUUCAAUAAAACUCCAAAUACCACUAAUAAUUUAAAAAGACGUUUUACUUUUGAAGGUGAAGCGAAUACCAUGAGCAAAGAUGAUGAAAAUGACAGAUCAUCAAAUGAAAUGGGUGACGAAAAAGAAGCUAAGAAGACACGUUUCGAAACCGAGUCUCCAACCAAAGUUGACUGA